AUGCUGGCGAGUAUAUACGCCUUUCUGCUGUGCACAGCGUUUGCCGCUGUCGCACACGCCAAAACGCUCACAGGAGUCUUCCAAGACCUUGCCAUCUCCCCAGCCAGCUCGUCGUUCACCUACCCCGAUACCCUAUGGACCGCUAGCUUGGACUAUGCCAUCACACCCGACAUGAGCGCCGUGCGUGGUGACGUCUUCACGCUGACCAUGCCGCACGUGAUCAAAGCCUACGGCUCGAUUACCGUAGGGUUUGACCAGUACAUCCCGCUAACCAGCAACGGCGCGACUUUCGCCAACUGUUUGAUUGUCAACGGCUACAUGGAUCCUGCAGACACACGUCUGGAGUGUACCAUCAGCAGGGCCACCGUCGUCAGCAACUCCGGUACCUUGACGUUCAGCUUCGUGUUCAAUGCCGGUGGUGCUGGUUCUUCUGCAGCCCUAGCGGCCGCCCGCGAGCGGAGUAUUGGCGUGAACACAGUUACUUGGAACGACGGGCUUGUCGCUACUGCGUCGUUCGGUUACGAUACCCGUGUUUCAACUGCGGUAACUGCUGCCUCUUUCUCCGGAUACGACUUCCAAUUCCCAGCCACCAGCACUUACCAGAACGCCUUCUACGUUGGUAUUGCGUGUCCCACCGCUGCGUUCAAUGAAGCCAUGACGCUUUACUACCGCGGUCUUCCUGAACCCAUGGGUAAUGUGGCGGACUGUAACAACGUGAACGUCAGCAUUGCCAACUCUUUCAACGCGUACAACUAUCCAAUGGAUGCCACGACCCUGCCUUCGGCUUCUUACAAGGUCUCCUGUAACAGUAACACGAUUGUUGUGAGUGCCACCAGCAUUCCAGCCAGUUACCACAUGUUCGUCAACGCGUACCAGGUUUUGGACCGUUCACUCACGCAAAAGAUCACUUUUUCCAAUACUUACCUGGAAACCAUCACUUGCGGAAGAAACAUUCGAACCGUCAGUACUGCUAGAGGUGUCAGAUUCCAAUCAGGAAGCGCUUCUGGUGGAGGAUCGGACGCAAGUUAUGCUACCACCACUGUAGGCUGGUCCGGUUCGUACACCACAAGCUCAAUGUCAACGGUGGCUAGUAUCGAUGACGACGGUAACUUGUCUCCGACCACUGUAAUCGUGGUCGAGGUUCCCACCAAGGGCUCAACCUCGUAUACAACAAAGGGCUGGACUGGUUCCGCGACUUCCACUUACAGCACUACCCAGGUUAGUUCCAGCGGCAGCGAUGGCACCAUCACAGUGCAGACCAUCUAUUACAUCGAAACGCCUUACAGGGCUGCAACCACCACAACAACAAAAGGGUGGACAGGAAAAGCUACCUCAACUUACUCCACGGGUACAACCGUAGUCACUGGAUCUGACGGUAUCGCAACUACUCAAACGAUCUAUUAUGUUGAGACCCCAGUUGUUGGAAUCAGCACUACAACUACUACUGGUUGGACUGGAUCUGUAACGUCGACUUAUUCCACCGGAUUGACCACCUACACCGGAUCUGAUGGUAUUGCAACUACGAGAACGAUCUACUAUGUCGAGACCCCAGUUGUUGGAAUUAGCUCGACUACCACCAAGGGCUGGACUGGAUCUGUCACAUCGACCUACUCUACUGGCUUGACAACGUAUACUGGAUCUGACGGUAUUGCAACUACUAAAACGAUCUAUUAUGUCGAAACCCCGGUUGUCGGAAUCAGCACUACAACCACUACCGGUUGGACUGGAUCUGUCACAUCGACCUACUCUACUGGCUUGACAACGUAUACUGGAUCUGACGGUAUUGCAACUACUAAAACGAUCUAUUAUGUCGAAACCCCAGUUGUCGGAAUCAGCACUACAACUACUACUGGUUGGACUGGAUCUGUAACGUCGACUUAUUCCACCGGAUUGACCACCUACACCGGAUCUGAUGGUAUCGCAACUACGAGAACGAUCUACUAUGUCGAGACCCCAGUUGUCGGAAUUAGCUCGACUACCACCAAGGGCUGGACUGGAUCUGUCACAUCGACCUACUCUACUGGCUUGACAACGUAUACUGGAUCUGACGGUAUUGCAACUACUAAAACGAUCUAUUAUGUCGAAACCCCAGUUGUCGGAAUCAGCACUACAACCACUACCGGUUGGACUGGAUCGGUCACAUCGACCUACUCUACUGGCUUGACAACGUAUACUGGAUCUGACGGUAUUGCAACUACUAAAACGAUCUAUUAUGUCGAAACCCCAGUUGUCGGAAUCAGCACUACAACCACUUCUGGUUGGACUGGAUCGGUCACAUCGACCUACUCUACUGGCUUGACAACGUAUACUGGAUCUGAUGGUAUUGCAACAACCGAAACCAUCUACUAUGUCGAGACCCCAGUUGUUGGAAUCAAUUCCACGACCAUUACAGGCUGGACUGGAUCUGUCACCUCAACCUACUCCACCGAGUUGACCACCUUCACUGGAUCUGACGGUAUUGCAACCACUGAGACCAUCUACUACGUAGAGACCCCAGUUGUUGAAAUCAGUUCCACCACGACUCUCGGUUGGACUGGGACUGUCACUUCGACCUAUACUACUGAACUAACCACCUUCACUGGAUCUGACGGAAUUGCAACGACUGAGACCAUCUACUUUGUGGAGACCCCAGAUGUAGACGUGACGUUCACCAGCACAACAGGAUGGUCCGGAUCCAUCACUUCGACCUACUCGACUGCUGAGACAACCUUCACUGGAUCUGACGGUAUUGCAACGACUGAGACCAUCCUACUACGUAGAGACCCCAGUUGUUGAAACUCAGUUCCACCACGACUCUCGGUUGGGACUGGGACUGUCACUUCGACCUAUACUACUGAAUUAACCACCUUCACCGGCUCAGACGGUAUCCCAACCACUGAGACCAUCUACUACGUAGAGACCCCAGUUGUUGGAAUCAAUUCCACGACCAUUACAGGCUGGACUGGAUCUGUCACCUCAACCUACUCCACCGAGUUGACCACCUUCACUGGAUCUGACGGUAUUGCAACAACCGAAACCAUCUACUAUGUCGAGACCCCAGUUGUUGGAAUCAAUUCCACGACCAUUACAGGCUGGACUGGAUCUGUCACCUCGACAUAUUCUACCGAGUUGACCACCUUCACCGGCUCAGACGGUAUCCCAACCACUGAGACCAUCUACUACGUAGAGACCCCAGUUGUUGGAAUCAAUUCCACGACCAUUACAGGCUGGACUGGAUCUGUCACCUCAACCUACUCCACCGAGUUGACCACCUUCACUGGAUCUGACGGUAUUGCAACAACCGAAACCAUCUACUAUGUCGAGACCCCAGUUGUUGGAGUCAAUUCCACGACCAUUACAGGCUGGACUCGGAUCUGUCACCUCGACAUAUUCUACCGAGUUGACCACCUUCACCGGCUCAGACGGUAUCCCAACCACUGAGACCAUCUACUACGUAGAGACCCCAGUUGUUGAAAUCAGUUACCUACCACGACUCUCGGUUGGACUGGGACUGUCACUUCGACCUAUACUACUGAACUAACCACCUUCACUGGAUCUGACGGAAUUGCAACGACUGAGACCAUCUACUUUGUGGAGACCCCAGAUGUAGACGUGACGUUCACCAGCACAACAGGAUGGUCCGGAUCCAUCACUUCGACCUACUCGACUGCUGAGACAACCUUCACUGGAUCUGACGGUAUUGCAACAACCGAAACCAUCUACUAUGUCGAGACCCCAGUUGUUGGAAUCAAUUCCACGACCAUUACAGGCUGGACUGGAUCUGUCACCUCAACCUACUCCACCGAGUUGACCACCUUCACCGGAUCAGACGGUAUCCCAACCACUGAGACCAUCUACUACGUAGAGACCCCAGUUGUUGGAAUCAAUUCCACGACCAUUACAGGCUGGACUGGAUCUGUCACCUCAACCUACUCCACCGAGUUG
Molecule: messenger RNA, 3924 nt
Organism: Lachancea meyersii CBS 8951
Lineage: Eukaryota; Fungi; Ascomycota; Saccharomycetes; Saccharomycetales; Saccharomycetaceae
Source: the annotation of a GenBank genome assembly